UUUAAUGCAUAAACAUACAUACGAUUCCACAGUAUAUAAUGCAGAUGAUCGAGAUAAAGUUCUGGUUUAAUUAGGGUUACAGGUUAAAUAGUUGAUUGAUCCCUAAAAUUCCAAAUACAAAUCCUCCGUUAAAGUCCUUCAUAAUCAUGGCUAACAGUGUGCAGUUCUUGAUAGGAGACCAGAAUAACUACCGGACAACUUUUAUGGUGGAACUUCACAAUAAUUUGGCACCCAUGGUGCAGAUUUUCUUAAAUUUAUGGGGACAACAUGAGUACAUAGGCCCUAGACUGAAAGCCAUGCCCUCAGGAGGGGUGAGGUUCAAUGUCAACAACCCGAAUCAACUCCGUUUAGAUAUCAAUCUCAACAACUAUGUAGACGACUCUUUAUUCAAUCAAGGAGCUCUCUUCAUGGCAAAUGAUGGGUCCUUCAUCAUCAGCCACUCCUCGGACGAGGCUUCAACUUUGAGGGCUCAAUGUGUGACGUUUGGGCAUGUGGUUGGCGACUAUUAUAAUCUCCGCAAUAUGAUGCAGAAUGGCUAUGUAAAUGUUGUUGAGUGCACCAUACUUUGAGUAGCUCUGUAUUAGUAUAAAACGUACGCAACCAAGGGUGUUAAGAUGUGAUCACUCUAAAAUGGACGAUGCCCAUGAUGAGAGUUUACUAUGUAAAAUAUCAAAAUAUAAGUUAAAUAAAAGCAUGUGUAUGGUGUGGGUGUGUGUAGAUGGUAUUAUUAUAUGUAUAUAUCUAAUUCAAGUAUG
This is a messenger RNA of Chenopodium quinoa (quinoa), 755 nucleotides long. RefSeq lists its product as uncharacterized. The record is from RefSeq and is a predicted model, not a curated record. The transcript is spliced from 2 exons. Lineage: Eukaryota; Viridiplantae; Streptophyta; Magnoliopsida; Caryophyllales; Amaranthaceae. Bases 147 to 569 code for a protein of 140 amino acids.